GAAAAUACAUCUCGAAUGUAAUUACAACAACAGCAAUAAUAACCAUAGCGAACGGAAGAACAACCUAAAAAUAGCAACAUUUCCUAGCGUCAACAAAUAAGCAUAAGAAUCUAAUAUUAACCCAUAAUCUAAACUAAUAAUCGACUUUAUUAAGACCCAAACUAAACAAAGAACUUUGUUUUCGCACUGGACCUUUAUUUUUACAACGCGCGAAUCAUCUGUUCAUCAUUGGCUCGCUGAAAAUUCAAGAAGAAGAAGACCCUUUUUCUCUAUGUAGAAAAUAUUUAUUUUCAAAUAUCUUCAAUAUUCAUCGAACUUAUCAAGAGGAAAUAAUGUGUUUGCUAUCACUGAUCAAGUGUUAAAACACGUAAGAGUUAGUUAGAAUUAUGAACAUACGUCCAAGAUGUCGGGAAUGGCUCCCUUUGUGUACGCAACAACUACGAUUGAGAAACCUGCAAAGAAUUGAAGGCAUUAAUAUUGGCGAUGAUAGAGCAGUGAUUCGGGCGGACGCUCUAUUAUACUAUACGUUGCAUCAAAGCCACGAAAGCCCAUCAAUCUACGAAAGUGAAAAACUGCCUUAUCGUAAGCAUUUACAACAAAAGUGGGCGGAGAUAGAAUGUGCGGCGUUGCUAAAGUCUAAUGUAAAUUGUGUUUGCGUGAAGAUGUGGAUUUGGCAACCAAAAAUAGAAGAAACAGUCACGAAUGUUCACGAGGAAAAACAGGAAAAUUCAUCUGAAGAGCCCAUGAGUGCCUUGACUCGUGAAUAUGUUAAAUCCGGUAAACAGCCGCACUCUUACGAUAAAUUGUUAUUUAGUUGGGCUGUGUACUUUUCGGGGCUCAUUCCUAUUUAUCAACCAAAUGAAACAAAAUGCUGCGACAACACUUUAAUAUUUCAAUUGAAUGAUGAGUUUUUCACCUCACCAGAACAUUUUAGUGUCAAACAUUUAAGCGAUCAGUUAAAUGCGAGUUAUCAACGAUUUUCCAAAACGGGAGUGCUUAAUAGCAGUAUGCCAAUCGCUGAUGAAUUUUCUAUAAACUCGCCGCAUGUUAGUCGAAGCUCUAGCCCUGACAUUGUUGAUUGGCAGAAAGACUUGUUACGUAUGUCAAAAUCCCGUUAUCCUCAACUCAGUUGUGAGAGAGGAAAUGUGCAUAGCAGUUACAAGCUGGACAAGUUAUUGGACAUUCAACAACUGCAACGUCAAAGAUUACAGACUGAACGGAGAAGCAUCGAGUUAACUGAGCAUAUCAAAAUGAUAAGUUUGCGUUGCAUAACCAAAGAUCAGUUGAAGAGAGGAACACGUACCACGUCACUAAAUGCAAACAAUUCUAUGACACUAACUACCUCCUCCUAUGAGAGUUGUUAUCACAAUCAUUCCAUGGGCCGUACUUUAAGUAUGUUAUUGGCAGACCAGCAACGAAUUGAACCCAAUCAACUAUUUAAAGCCCAAAAAUUACAGCAACAAAUAGAAAGUCUGCAUAGCAAGCAUCGAUUGCUAAAUUACACGCGCUCCAUUUAUGCAAAACGUAUAGAAGAUUUAAAGCGUCAACUGGCACAUGCCAAUGGAACACGUGUACAAUUACAGACUUCGUUGUCCGCAAAGCGAGACAAAUUAGCAGCCAAGCAAGAAAAAUGGAAUGAAUAUUUGGCGACCCAAUUCGAGAGAAGACAACGCAAACAAAUCGUAGCUCAAUAUUUGGAACGCAGGAGAUCUUCAUUAUGCAUGGAACUAACAGAAAUUUAUCCUAUUAGUCGUAAUCGCGAAGGUUCGUACACCAUAUGUGGGGUACCAUUUCCAUCAGCAGAUAGUUAUGAUUAUGAAUCUUCGAACGCCAACAGUUUUGUCAGCUCAGAUAAUGUAACGCCGUUGGCAUUGAGUGCUUCGCUCGGCUACGUGGCUCAUUUAGUUCAAAUGAUUGCGGUAAUAACAAAUCGUCCUUUAAGAAAUCCCAUCAUCCAUGAAGGCUCACACACUCGUAUUCUGAAUAUCGUUAAAGAAAUGCCCUUGAUAUCAAGAGAAUAUCCACUAUAUAGUCGUUCCUCGAUGCCAACCAGGCCAGUUAAACAAGGUAUAAAUCUGUUAAAUCAGAAUAUUGCUCAGUUAUGUUAUGAAAUCACUGAUCUACGUUGCGAUAUGCGCGCCAGUAUUGAGAAUUUACUGCAUAUAUUUAGAAAGUUAGCCGAAAUUGAACAGAGCACUACGGAGGUGACAACUAAGUUAACCUCCAACAACAAUAAUAAAUGCUUAACGAUUCUUACAAACGAUAAGCACCAAAUACUUUAUCAUAACAAUCAUAAUCUUCAUCACCAAGAGGUGUGUUAUAAGUCGCAAAAUGGCCAAAGUGUUGCUGCUCUCACUAAAUCGCAUUCAGCGCUUGAAAUAAAUGCACUUGUAUCAAAGCCUACAGCCAUAUCUCUUGUACAUAGUUUGGCUUUAAAUCCAAACAAAGUGUUAAUUAAUGCUGAAGAUGGUACACCGCCUAAUGAUACUGAACUUGGUUCUACAAGUGGCAGCAAUGAACGAGCUUGUCGUUCAGUGGGCUCUUAUAGCGAUGAAAGCCUCGAGGAGGAUUGCCAUACAAUGUCAAUGCAAUGUUAUUCCAACUCGGAUUCAAAUUUAACUUUUCAUAGUGUUCAUCAACACAUUUAAAACUGUUCGCUUGUGAUACAUUUUGUUGUUGUUUUCUUCUUUUUUUUUUCUUUUUUUACAAAAGUUUGCUUAAGUUUUACUUUUAAAUCUGUUUUAUGACUUUCUAUAAGUUGAAAGCUUUAUUA
Glossina fuscipes is the source of this 2773-nucleotide messenger RNA. RefSeq names its product UV radiation resistance-associated gene protein (gene Uvrag). NCBI's taxonomy places the organism in Eukaryota, Metazoa, Arthropoda, Insecta, Diptera, Glossinidae. Gene Ontology annotation, molecular function: SNARE binding. The record is from RefSeq and is a predicted model, not a curated record. Bases 387 to 2648 code for a protein of 753 amino acids. The transcript is spliced from 5 exons. Gene Ontology annotation, biological process: SNARE complex assembly. Gene Ontology annotation, cellular component: endosome; lytic vacuole.